UCCUCCUCAUUCACCAGUUUGAUUUUUACCAGUUAGUGAUGAGAUGCUGCCCUCACCAGCCCACCGAGCCCACAAAAGGCCAUAAUUUCCUUGUGGUCUUAGGAGAUAACCUAAAUAUGAGUUCUGGCUGCCUUGUUUAUUGAAUUUAUCAGAAAGAGGAUUCGCGCAUGGCCGUAUUUCCCAUUGCAUGAGUUUUUGCAUGGUAGUGAGAGAUGGGCGUGGCUCCAGGCUCUGUGAAGUAGUUUGUGUGCCAUUUUGUUUAGUCCAUUCCUUUGGUUUACUUUCAUUUGGUGUUGUAAAGCAAGGAAGUAACACUAAAUCUCAGGUGUUUUUAGCAGUGCUGACAGUUAGGUUAUGAUGGCCACCAAGGAAGGGACGGCGGCCGGGGAGCGUGAUGAUUCAGGGGUGGAGGUGCGAGUUAUUGGGCAUCCUAUUGGAAAAGGCUUAUUUGCAACUAAAAACUUCAAGACUGGAGAUGUCAUAUUUGAGGAACGUCCACUUGUGUCUUGCCAGUUUUUAUGGAAUGCUGCUUAUGGGUACCUGGCCUGUGACUUCUGUAUCAAGCCCUUGGAAGCUGCUGAAGAGAAUGCCAGCAGGCUAGCACAGAACCCUCAGCUUUCCCUACCCUUUCCAGAGUGCUGUGACACGAAGAAAGACACCUUCAUUGAAUGUCCCUACUGUGAUGCAUCAUACUGUAGCAGAGAAUGUAGAACCAGUGCUUGGAACCAGUACCAUGAGACACUGUGCUUACGCUCCUAUAUGCCAGAUCCCUCCCACCCUCUAGUAAUGCUGCAGGAAGCAUGGAAACAGAUGCAUUACCCUCCAGAAACAGCUUGUGUCAUGCUCCUUGCGCGGAUCAUCGCAACUGUUCGACAAGCUACAGACAAAGAAGGAGCCAUGGCUUUAUUUAUGCAGUUUUGUCAUCGUACUGUAAAUGAGGAAGAAGAAAUAGCUCACAAACUUCUUGGUGAGGAGUUUCAAGACCAGUUAGAGGCUCUGAGGACUCUAAUGGAGAAGAGUGUCUGGGCUCCUGAGGUCCGGCACUGGUUAACACCUGAAGGCUUCCGGUCCUUGGUGGCUCUUGUUGGCACCAAUGGUCAAGGCAUCGGUACCAGUCCAUUAAGUCGGUGGGUUCGUAACUGUGAUAACCUGGACUUGUCAGAGGAAGAGAGGAAAAAAUUAAACAAAUUAAUUGAUAAUGUAUAUGACCAGCUAGAGAAAGAAGCUGGAGGAUUUCUCAACAAUGAAGGAUCUGGACUAUAUCCACUGCAGAGUUCAUGCAACCACAGCUGUAACCCAAAUGCCAUGCCAACCUUCCCCUACAACAACUUCCAGCUAGUGAUGACUGCCGUGAGAGACAUUUCUGUAGGGGAGGAGAUAUGUGUCAGCUACUUGGAUGAAUGUAAUCUUGGCCGCAGCAGACAUUCUCGCAUUGCCAUCCUCAGAGAAAAUUACCUCUUCACCUGUAAGUGCAGCAAGUGUGAAGAGCAGGCAGGAGAACCAGAUGUCACCAGUGAAGAAGAAAUGGAGGAAGGUGAAGAUGAUGAUUUAGAAGAUUAACAAAAGAACUGCCACACCAGCCAAGGUAGUAGUGAAACUAGUCCUAUGAAGUGGAGCUGGUAGACCACAAGAUCUCCACUCAUUAGCAGCAAUGGGUUACCAAGGAAUGAACACUAAAUUAAAGGCGAUAGUAUUUUA
Messenger RNA from Portunus trituberculatus (swimming crab), 1698 nucleotides. It is a transcript of the gene Smyd5, whose product is annotated as SET and MYND domain-containing protein 5-like. Gene Ontology annotation, molecular function: protein binding; histone H4K20 methyltransferase activity. The transcript is spliced from 10 exons. The record is from RefSeq and is a predicted model, not a curated record. NCBI's taxonomy places the organism in Eukaryota, Metazoa, Arthropoda, Malacostraca, Decapoda, Portunidae. The coding region runs from base 355 to 1560 and encodes 401 amino acids.